AAAAAUAAGUAAAUAAUAAACAACACGUGAAGAGGAAUGUAUUUUGUUGACUUCCGAACUGUUUCGACUGCUUCCACAAGUUCAGGGGCGUUUUGACAAGUGUUAUUCUUGAAAAUGAUUUUUGUAUUUUUGUAUUUAUUGUGAAGAUAUUUUAUUUUUGCGAUGCAUAAAACAGACUUUUAAAACUUUUUGUAUAAACAGUUCUCCAUUAUGGAAAAACACAACAAUUCAGAGAAUAAUAUUGAAAAAAUCAUUCUGAAGGAUGAUGGUUCCAGUUCUGUCAUAUCUGAUGCUGAUGAAGAUCCUUCAUUACGUCCAUUAGUGACAUGUAGAGAGAAGCUCUGUAAACUUUUUGAAUCUCACAAAUUUCAGAUUGGAGUUAUUGCCUUAGUUCUUAUUGACUGCAUCAUUGUCGUAGCUGAAUUAAUAUUAGAAGCUAAACAUCAUGAACUGGAUGAUAAAACAAUUCCUCAUGUGCUUCACUAUCUGAGUAUUGUCAUACUUAGUGUAUUUAUUGUUGAAAUUGUUAUGAAAAUGUUUGCAUUUCGUGCUGAAUUUUUCCGUCACAAGUUGGAAGUUUUUGAUGCUUUUGUUGUAUUUUUGUCUUUUGCUCUUGAUAUAUCAUUCUGGGAGCAAGAAGAAAUCAACUUAAUUAUUGUUUUACGAUUGUGGAGAGUGGCUCGCAUUUUAAAUGGUGUUCUGAUUUCUGUGAAAACUCAGAGUGAGCACAAGCUUCAUAAAGAACGACAAUUACGAGAAGGGGUGGAACAAGAGCUUAACAAAUGUCGAUUGUAUACAAAUGCUCUUGAGAAGGAAGUAGAAAUGUUGCGCUCUCUGCUUGAACAACAUAAUAUCAAAAUGCCUCCAUCCGUAAUGAAUAAAUCUCAGCCACAAAAUACUAUUAAUGUUGUUGCAGAAGUAAAUCAAAUACCUGCUGUUUAAUAUAUUUUUUUACUAGUUUUAACAUCAGGUGUCAAGUGAAGAUUUUUUUUGUAAAUAUAAGUGAUAACAUAUCAUAUUUUUGUAAUGAUAUGCAGUUUACCCAUUGUUGUGGUUAAAACUUUUGUAUUUGCACUUACAUGUCUCUGACAAUUAUUUGCCAAAUAUGACAAUUGUUAGCAUCAUAAAAAAAAUCAAAUAAUAUAUUUUAAUAUUUUAUACAGAGUUUAUACAUUUUGUAUUUGCAAAGAUCAAUAAUGGUUUUUUUAACAUUUAUAUUUAUGAAUAUAUUGAUGCCAAUUCCAGAAGAAUGAAUUUUGAUAUUACUUGUUUGAGUUUAAAAUUAUAAUAUUAUUAUUAUAAUUUUAAAUUUAAUUGAUGCUGGAAUUGCUUAUCUUCGAUGUAAAAAUGCUGCACUUGUCUUAUUUUAUAAAUUUUAUUAAUUAAGAACUUAAUGUCUUUAUACUGUAAAUGAAUGUACUGUAUUGAUAGUAAAAUAUACCGUCAAAAUGAGAGUGACGUUUGUUGUCUUGUGUAAUCAUUCUGUUGAAGAUCUAACUCUUGUAAGAUAGUUGUUAGAGUAUCUUUUAUUGAAUUCUAUUGUGUUAUUUGAAAUAAGGAAGCGUUAUGUAUUAUUAAUUUCUUUUGCAUCUUUUCAUGUUUUUACUUUUAUAAUCUCUCAUUGUAUUAAUAAUUAUGAUUCUCAUCAUUUUAUAAUUAAUUGAAAUACAUCAUAUGACAUAUUUGAAUAUUUCUGUAAUAAAAAAGAAAAACCAAAACAAAUUAUCUUUAUAUGCUUGUUUUGACAUUUUCUGCAUGUUUGGCCGUCUUCUUAAUCAUUCCAUUUGUUGUUCUGGAUUGAUUUGUCCUCAAAAUUAUAUCUAUUUAUCCAUCUAUGAAAAUAAGAAUAGUUUAUUGAAAGUUUUCAGUUUUUUUUUUUUUCUUUUCUUUUUGAAUGUUGCAAGUUGGUUCUAAGUCUUGUAAAAAUUUACGUUUGGAUUGAAAAUAGAAUUGUGUAAUUAAAUGUCUCCUGUAUUAAGAAACUAGUAAUAACAUUUAGAAUUUUUUUUAACAUUGUAAUGUUUAUAAUCUGCCAAACUAUUGUGUCACUUGAUGUGCAAGAUUUAAAAAAAAAAUUAAAAAAAAUAACAUGCUCUAUAGGGCAGACUGUUGAUAUUAACCAACCAAAUUUGGGAUGUAGCUAUUUCUUGAAUAAGAAGUAUUCAUUCAGAAAACGUUUUUUGAAUUUUAAAUUAAAAAUUUAUUGAAAGUUUAAUGUUUUUAAUAGUUUUAAAGCACAUUUUUGCACAAUGUAACAUUAUUCACCACUACUUUACAAAGGAAAUGAACACUUAAGUGGUAUCAGUUUUAUGUGUAUAAAACUUUUUUUCUUUAAUAAGCCUUUAAAAAUAUAUUUUAAUAUAAUUUACAACAAUAUGUUUUAUAGCUCUAAUUCCUAUAUUUGUACUCUUGUAAGUUGCAACAAUAUCAAGCACAUCGUUAAGUAUAUAUAUAUAUUUACAGCAUGCUUAUCAGUGUUUUAUAAUUAAAGGUAAAUUUUCAAACUGAAAACUUCUAAUUUGUAACAUCAUCAUUCUAUGAUAUUUCAGAUUAGAAGUUUGAAUCUCAUGUUACUUUUUAAAAUGUUAAUAGUUAAAAUCAAAUUCUUAUAAAUAUGUUACAGCAUGUCAUGUUCAUAUGAAUUGUCAGAAUCCUGAUGAGACAAAAAUAAGCAUGACUUCUUAUGAAUUUAAUAUAUCAGUUCUUAGAGAUAUAAUAAUUUUUUUCAAUUCAAGAAAAUUAGAAUGAUUAUAUAUAUAUAUAUGAUUAUAUAAUCAGAAUAUGUUUUUAUAUUAUAGUAUGAUAUAUUUUUAUUGAUAACCAUUUUCUUUAUUAUAUGGUCAAAAGAAUGUGCGAGUGAUUAUAUAUUAUUAAUUUGUAUUCAUUUAUCUAUACAUAAAAGUAUUUAAAAAUGUAUGAAAUUAUUAUUGCAAUAUGAUGUAUGCCUAAUUUUUUUGUGUACUUUCUGAGUUUGUAAAAUAAUUUAAAUGUAUUAUCUACUUUUAGUAUAUAUUAUUAACAUUUUCUGAUGAAAAUAAUCUGCUGCAUAUUUUAAAAAUCAUGUUUAUUAUAUUUAUUUUAUGAAAGAAAAUUUUAUGCAAUUGUAUAGGUUAAAAAAAUGUGCCUUUUAAACAAAAUUGUUUUUAUAUUGAUACUUGAUUUUUCUUUAUCAAAUAAUGAAAAAAUGUAAUUAUAUGACUACCUUAAUUGAUUAGUUUGCAUACAUCCAACUACUAAAAUUAUUUAACAAUAUGGCGAAUUGAAUUAAGUUUUAUCACCUAUUGCUGGAUGUACUUUUUUAUAUAGCUUUUAAUAUUAGAUAUAACCAAUUUUUUUAAAAAAAUGAUUAAUACCCUUGUUUAAAGAUUUGUUAUAUACUAGUUAAAAUAUGGGCUUUAAAAAGUGGAUUUUGAUGAAUGAUUUUUUUUUCCUCCAACUGAAAUUAGGUGAUUACCUCUACUCCUUCCAUACAGUAUUUCGUUAAAUGGAACUACAAAUAUUAAAUAAAAAUAAAGUUCUAAAAUAUAUUUUCUAAAUUUCACUUAGAAUAUGAAAACUAAUUUUAAGGCAGUUAAAUACAUUAUAAAGUUGAAAUUUCAAAAUGUUCUAUGUUUUGAUUAAAUAGUUACAGAUAAAUAUUACUUUUCCUGUAAAAAUUCUAAAAUACAUUUUCCUGUCCUUUUUUAAAAUUAUAAAUAUUUUUUACUAGAAUUCUAUACUCUCGUAUAGGCCAUAAUUUUAUGAAGCAUCUGUUAAAUUUUAGAAUUUUUUUCAUAAAUUUAUUCUAAGUGUUUAACCUUAUGAUGUUGGGAUUUAUUUUAUUUUUCAAUUAAAUUACUCUUUAUAUUACAAACAUAUAUUGUUAUUUCAAUCAAUAGAUGAAAAUAAAAGGUACUCAAGAUACUUAAAUAGAUCCAAGUGAUUUUUACCAUUUAAAUUAAUUGGUAAUGUGUCGACAUUAUAGGUUUAAAUAAUAAAAUAUCUGUGAUUUAUGAUUCAAAGGGCAAGUAAUUAAAAAAAUAUGGUUGAGCUUAAGUAGAAUUUCUGGCAAAUUAAUGAAUUAUUUUUGUUCAACUUUUUUUGUGAACAAAGUACCUACUUUUUUUUUUGUUUAUGAAGUGCAGAUAUGAAACUGUUGCUCUUUAACUCAUGCAAAUAUCUGUGAUAUAUUAUUUAGUUCUUUUAUGUUUUGCAAUAAUUUUGAUCUCUUAUUAUGACAGCAUUCUGUGUUAAAUAUUUUUGACCAAUACUCAGAAGAUCUUGUGAAAAUGAAUAGAGUUUCAGGUUUAAUUUGAAAUCUGUACUUAAUCUUUUGACAACUAAUUUAAUAACUACAUGUGAAACAUGCGUGUUCUGUAUUAGUCAAAAGGUUAGAGCAAAUUUUGAUUCACAAAAGAAUAUUUAUAAGUGCAAAUAAUGCUUCUUAUGCUCAAUUCCUUAAUUUUAUUUAUAUAUUUUAUUUUCUGUAAAAUAUUUAAAUUUUGUUGUACGUUUGUUUUUUCCCUCUAACUUAUCCGAGUUCUGCGUAUUUGAAUUUUCAUAUGAUACUGAAUGAAUAUAAAAUAGGUUAGUUGCCUUAUUCAAAGCAUUGUGCACUUGUGAUAAUAUUUGGUUAUUGAUACUCACACUAUUAAAAAACAUUGUGCUUUUAUUCAUUGUUCUAUAUUUGAUACAUUUUAAUUCUGGAAAUUUUGAAAAAGAUUUAAGUUAUGAAUGAUACAUAUUCUGCAUUUGAAUGAUAUUUUAUUCUUAUGUCAUUUUCUUUACCUCUCAAAAUUUGGUAAAUCUCAAAUUUUAAAUUAAAAAUAUUCUGAUGAAUUAGAUAAUUUGGUAAUUUAUAGGAAACAGAUUUCAACAAACUUGUAAUAUGUUGUUUAUAUGAAAGAAAAUAUUGAUACUUUAUAAUAAUGUAUAUAUUUUUAUAUUCAUGUUUUAUGUUUUGCCAUUUGUAAGUCUAUUUUAAUGUUACUGUACAUUUGUUAAUCUGUUCAUCUGUGUCAGACAUUUUCUAUAUAUAUGGAUAGCUGUAUUUAAAUAAUACUGCUAAACUUUACUAAUUCAAACUUGAAAGAAUCUCAGUCAAAUUAUCCAAAAAUCCUGUCAAAGAAAAAAUGACCCAGAAAUAAGAACAGCAAGGGAAAAUGAUAAAUUUUAAACUAAAAAUUAUAUCAGAGAUUUAUUUUUUAACAUUUAUUUAAAAAAUAAUAAUAAAUAAAUAUAAAUGUUGAUAAAUGUAGUGAAUGGUGAAAUCUCAAUAAAUAUAAGAUUGGAAUGAUGCUUAUUUUUAAAGAAUAAAUUUAGCAAAAAUUUAUUUCAUUAAAUAAGUAAUUUUAACAAUAUACUGAUUUCGAAUUCUUCGCUCUUCAUUAAAACUUCAAAAUGAUUUUUUUUUGUGUAUAUGUUUUAUAUGUAUGUGCAUUGUAUUUAAUGUGUUCAAUGUUUUUUUUUAAUGUAAUGUCUUUUCUUAUUGAAUAUAUUGUAAAGAAGUAAAGUUUUCGAAUGAAGUGAAUCCUUCAAAAAUUAUUCAAAUAAAGCAGGAUCGAAAACAUACUUCUAGUUUCAGUUUCGAAUUAAAUAAAAUAGAUGCAAAUAACAGAUGAUAUUUUAGUUUUAAAUUAAUAUAGAUUUUAGAGGCCAGAGAAAAUAAUUAGAAUUAAAAAGUUCUUAUUUGUAGUACAAUUUUGGUGUAUUCAAUUUUCCCAAUGUGUGUUAAAGAAGUCUUAACAAGUGUUUAUUCUAAAUGAAUUAACACUUGCCAUAAGUAAGAAAAAUCAUUUUAUUCUGAUGAGACUACCUUUUGUAGUUUGAGUUGCUUGAUCGAAUAUUUAUAAAGAAUAAUCAUUUAUGUGUGAAAUAUUCUGUAUACAAUUAUUCUAAUUAUUUGUUGUUUAUAUAGUAUAUAUUUACAUGAUUGUCAUUGUGUUGUAUUUUUAAGACAACAUUAUAUUUACCUAUGCAAUUAAUCGACAUGUAUGGUGAUUUUUGAUGAAAUAAAAAUAUUUGUU
Argiope bruennichi is the source of this 6005-nucleotide messenger RNA. Its product is annotated as voltage-gated hydrogen channel 1-like. Lineage: Eukaryota; Metazoa; Arthropoda; Arachnida; Araneae; Araneidae. Gene Ontology annotation, molecular function: voltage-gated proton channel activity. Bases 211 to 942 code for a protein of 243 amino acids. The record is from RefSeq and is a predicted model, not a curated record. Gene Ontology annotation, biological process: proton transmembrane transport. The transcript has 5 exons. Gene Ontology annotation, cellular component: plasma membrane.